AUGGCCACGCUCGCCCCCGGGAUCCUCGGGGGCCCACUGGCCCGCCCGCCCCGGGGACCUCGGGGCCCACUGGCCCCCCGCCCGCCCCGGGGACCUCGGGGGGCCCACUGGGCCCUCCAGCCCCGGGGACCUGGCGGGCCCACUGGCCCGCCCGCCCGGGGACCGUCGCGGGCCACUGGCCCGCCCGCGCCCCGGGGACCUCGGCGGGGGGCCCACUGGCCCGGCCCGCCCGGGGACCCUCCCCGGGGGCCUACUGGCCCGCCCGCGCCCGGGGUCCCUCGGCGGGCCCGCCUGGCCCGGCCCGGGGGGCCCCGGGGACCUCGGCCCGGGCCCACCCUGGCCCCCCGCCCCGGGGACCUCGGCGGGGCCCCACUGGCCCCCCCCACUGGGGCCCGGCCCGGGGACCUCGGCGGGGCCCCCCUGGCCCGCCGCGCGCCCGGGACCUCGGCGGGCCCCACCCUGGCCCGCCGCCGCCCCCGGUGGGGACCUCGGCGGGCCCCACUGGCCCGCCCGCCCCGGGGACCUCGGCGGGCCCACUGGCCCGGCCCGCCCCGUGGACCUCCCCGAGGGGCCCACCUGGCCCGCCCGGCCCCGGGACCUUCGGCGGGCCCACUGGCCAGCCCGCCCCGGGGACCUCGGGGGGCCCACUGGGCCCGCCCGGCCCCGGGGACUCCCGGCCCGGGCCCACCUCGGACCCGGGGCGCCUACCUGGGCCCGGGGGCCCCCCCCGACCCGGGGACCUCGACGCGCCUCCUGGCCGCCCCGCCCGGGGACCUCGGGGGGGCCCACUGGCCCUCCCGCCCCGCCGGGGACCUCAGCGGGCCCACUAGGCCCGCCCGCCCCGGGGACCUCGGCGGGCCCCAACUGGCCCGCACCCAGCCCCGGGGGACCCUCGGCGGGCCCACUGUCCCAGCCCGCCCCGGGGACCUCCGGAGGGGCCCACUGGCCCCGCCCGCCCCGGGUACCUUUCGGCAGGGCCCCACUGGCUCCCGCCCGAGCCCCGGGGACCUAGGGGGGUCCCAUUGGCCCGCCCGCCCCCGCGGACCUCGACGCGCCUCCUGGCCCAGCCCGCCCCAGGUGGGACCAUCGACGCGCCUCCAUUGGCCCGCCUGCCCCGGGGACCUCUGCGAGCCUCCUGGCCCGCCCAGCACCCGGGAUCUCGGCGGGCCGCCUGGCUUUCGCCCGUCCCCUGGGCGGUUCGGCGGGCUUUGCACCCGCCUGUCCCUGCAGAACACUUACCACCCUUUGCUUAGUCUUAGAACCAGAAUAUGCCACUGA
This is a messenger RNA of Macrobrachium nipponense, 1278 nucleotides long. RefSeq names its product proline-rich protein HaeIII subfamily 1-like. Lineage: Eukaryota; Metazoa; Arthropoda; Malacostraca; Decapoda; Palaemonidae. The transcript has a single exon. The record is from RefSeq and is a predicted model, not a curated record. Bases 1 to 1278 code for a protein of 425 amino acids.